Molecule: messenger RNA, 1625 nt
Organism: Oncorhynchus gorbuscha (pink salmon)
Lineage: Eukaryota; Metazoa; Chordata; Actinopteri; Salmoniformes; Salmonidae
Product: 3-mercaptopyruvate sulfurtransferase-like
Exons: 2
Coding region: 119-1018 (299 amino acids)
Biological process (GO): transsulfuration
Cellular component (GO): mitochondrion
Molecular function (GO): thiosulfate-cyanide sulfurtransferase activity
Source: RefSeq, a predicted model, not a curated record
GCAUUGGGGGCGUGUUAUUUCUCUUGGGACAGCUCUCGCUCUCGCUUUCUCCCCAUUAAACCCGUUUCUCGUUCUACCUGUAUCACCUUUGCAACAGUCGGGAAUUACACGUUCAACCAUGGCGCUCCAAGCGAGGGCUAUCGUCGCAUCCAAGUGGCUUCUCGAUGCCGUCAAAGACCAAGGGGUCGGACCAAAACUCCGCGUCUUGGACACGUCUUGGUACUUACCCAAACUCAGGCGCAACGCCAAGAGCGAAUUCAAAAAGAGGCAUAUCCCGGGUGCAGCCUUCUUUGACAUAGACCAGUGCUGCGACAAAACAUCUCCGCUGGAUCAUAUGCUGCCGUCCGAGCGCAUUUUUGCAGAUUAUGUUGGAAAUUUGGGAAUUGGAAACGAUACGCACGUUGUGGUCUACGAUGCUAGCAACUUCGGCGCGUUCUCUGCGCCUCGAGUUUGGUGGAUGUUCCGAGUUUUCGGCCACAGUUCUGUCUCGGUUCUGAAUGGAGGACUCAAAAACUGGGCGAAUGAGGGACUUCCAGUGAGUGACCGGUACUCCCGACCCGAGCAGACCGAAUUUAAGGCCUCUUUGAACCGAUCCUGGGUGAAGACGUACGAGGACAUCCUGGAUAAUCUGGAUAGUAAAGAAUUUCAGGUGGUCGAUGCCAGACCAGGGGGGAGAUUCAGAGGGGUGGAUCCAGAACCCAGAGACAAUACUGAGCCAGGACACAUCCCUGGCUCCAUCAGCAUGCCCUUCUCCUCCUUCCUGUCUCCUUCCGGUCACCUCCAUCCCCGUGAAGAUCUCCAGACCAUGUUCACCCUGGCUGGCGUCGACCUCUCCCACCCGCUCUGCGUGUCCUGUGGGUCGGGUGUGACUGCCUGCCACGUGGCCCUCGCCGCUCACGAGUGCGGGCACCCUGGGGUGUCUGUGUACGACGGGGCGUGGUCCGAGUGGUACACCCGCGCCGUGCCUGAGCAUGUGAUCUCUGUGGGGUUUGGGAAACACUCCCCUGUGUUUGAAUGAGGGAGGAAGAGGAAUGUGUGCUUUUGGAUGGGGAGGGAGAGGAAGCUCGCUGUGAUUGGCUGAUUAUUGGACAAUAGUUAGAACCUGCCUUACCCCCACCCCGUAGCCACAGAUCUAGGAUCAGCGUACCCUCAAUUCUUAAGGAGCAAUGUAAAACUAGCCUUAGGUCAGUGUCUAGGGGUAACUGUAUCCUACUGUUUGGACAAGAGGGGGUUGGUGACGAUCACAUGUCAUAGAAGGUCAGUUGGAGUUUGAAUUCACGUCAGUUUGUCAGUCUUUCAUUAAAGCCUUAUCAUUCACACCAGACAAUGACAUCACUCAUUUCCUCAACACGAGGGGAAGUGGGUGGCCCCACUGGACAAUCCAGUACCUCUGCUAAACAGUGUGUGGGUCUGGUCCUCACGUAUAGAUGGAUGGGGCUGAACCCCACACGCCUACACAAACCUUAAGACAUUCUGUAGUCAUAUCAAUAUUGUAAUGUCACUGAUUUUAAUUUUAAUUGUGAAUAACAUGGUUGAAUUCUUGUACACAUCUGAUAUUAAAAAUAAGUUCUAUAAUAACUAUUAAGCCUCUCUUUGCUGUAUAAAUAAAGUACCUGUAUAUGGUU